Messenger RNA from Acanthoscelides obtectus, 491 nucleotides. The record is from the annotation of a GenBank genome assembly. Lineage: Eukaryota; Metazoa; Arthropoda; Insecta; Coleoptera; Chrysomelidae.
CAAGAACAUUGGUGCAGUCGUGAACAAGAGAUCUGUCGUCGUAGACCCAGAUACGUUGAUUAUAUGUCUGAAAAGAGUCCUAAUUUCUAAAUAUGAAGUAAUGAAGCAUCCUGGUCUUGUCAGUUUUCCGGACAAGCUACAAUUUUUAAGCUCGGUGUAUAAACUCUAUGCUGUAGUCCAGCAUAGCGGAACUCUAUCUCAAGGCCAUUACAUUGCCACUGUUUUACUUGACGAUGUAAGAGACGACUGGAUCGAGUUCAAUGAUGACAUUAUGACUCGCAUCAGUGCCAGGCCGUUGAAAGACGCUCCUGGAAUAAGAUCGAUCGGUUCUUCUACGUUCGUCAAAAUGCUGCAGAACCUAAUGUGGUAUAGUCUGAUAAAGAAAUGUGAUACUAGAAUAACUAAACAACAUAUAUACAACAUUCCUGGAUAAGACGCAGUAUUUUUCUAGUAAUUUUAUCAUAUACCACGUUCCUUUGAAGUGCCUAUAG